AUGACAAAGGCAGAACGUCGUGCACUUCAAGAACAGCAACGUGCUGCCAAGGAAAAGCAGCGUGCUGCGGCUGGCUUGCCCACAAAAUCAGGAAAGCCACCUGCCGAUAACGAGUCAAAGAAAUCAAGUGCUGCUAACAAUAACAAUAAUGCAAAUACCAAAUCAGUUGCUCAAUCUGGGGAUGGUAAACAAAAGAAGAGUAAGGGACAACAGAAUCAGGUGCCUUGGCUUCUUCAUUUGGAUACACCUAAACGUCCAGAGGCCAGCAAAGAUCUUCAUCCCGCCGUACUUCAGCUCGGCUUGUAUUUUGCUGAACACAAGAUUGUCGGUUCCAAUGCUCGAUGUGUUGCUAUGCUCGAAGUCUUUUCAAAGGUCAUCGCGGACCAUAAACCACCCUCAGAUGCUGCAUUUUCAAGACAUAUUCAGAAACACUUGGACCCUCAUAUCGCUUACCUCUUAAAUAUCCGACCUAUGUCAUUGAGUAUGAGAGAAUGUAUUCGUUGGCUAAAGAAGGGAAUGGCAGACAUUGUCGAGCACGAUCCUCCAUUGAACGACGACGAUGCGCGUGCACAACUGAUCGAACGUAUAGAACACUUUAUCCGUGAACGUAUUACGAUGGCAGAUAAAUUGAUCGUCCAGAACGGUCUGCAAAAGAUCCAUGAUGGUGAUGUGAUUUUGACUUAUGCUAAAUCAUCUGUGGUCGAAAACUUGCUGCUUGAGACAAAGAAAAAAGGAAUCGAUUUCAAGGUUAUUGUGAUCGAUAGUCGUCCGUUAUUUGAAGGUAAGCAUUUGCUCAGACGACUGGUGGCCGCUGGUAUCGAUUGUUCCUACCACUUGCUCUCAAGUGUCUAUAUUGCCCUCAAAUCAGUGACCAAAGUCAUCAUGGGCGCACACGCCUUACUCAACAAUGGUGCUGUCUACUCUCGUAUUGGCAGUUCCAUGGUAGCGAUGGCAGCCAGUGAUAAGCAAAUCCCUGUCAUGAUUUGUUGUGAGACCUAUAAAUUCGUCAAUCGUACACAAGUUGAUUCGUUUGUGCUGAACGAGUUAGGAAACCCUGAUGAUUUGGUAAAUACUGGCUUAAAGCAAGAAGAAGCUGCCCUAUCUUCUUGGAGAGACCAGCCUGACCUUCGACUGCUGAAUCUCUUAUAUGACGUGACUCCUUCUAAAUAUAUUUCCUUGGUUGUUACCGAAGUGGGUCUUAUUCCAUGCACAUCUGCUCCAGUCGUAAGUGAUUUAUUUAUCUUUAGCAAUGAAGAAAUCAGAUUAACACUCUUUACUCUUAUUAGAUCUGGCGUGAAUACAAGUAAGCCUUUUAUUCAUUUUCCGUAUAUUUAUUAA
This is a messenger RNA of Rhizopus microsporus ATCC 52813, 1338 nucleotides long. RefSeq names its product IF-2B-domain-containing protein. The transcript is spliced from 2 exons. The record is from RefSeq and is a predicted model, not a curated record. NCBI's taxonomy places the organism in Eukaryota, Fungi, Mucoromycota, Mucoromycetes, Mucorales, Rhizopodaceae. Bases 1 to 1338 code for a protein of 445 amino acids.